Messenger RNA from Sugiyamaella lignohabitans, 801 nucleotides. RefSeq lists its product as uncharacterized. Gene Ontology annotation, molecular function: nucleic acid binding; zinc ion binding; DNA N-glycosylase activity. The transcript has a single exon. The coding region runs from base 1 to 801 and encodes 266 amino acids. Lineage: Eukaryota; Fungi; Ascomycota; Dipodascomycetes; Dipodascales; Trichomonascaceae. Gene Ontology annotation, cellular component: nucleus. Gene Ontology annotation, biological process: base-excision repair. The record is from RefSeq and is a predicted model, not a curated record.
AUGCCCGAGUUAGGAGAAAUUGCCCAUGCCACGUCGAUUUUGCGGAAAUUUUUGGUUGGUAAAACCAUCAGAUCCGCGAUUGCCAAUGAAGACGAGCUGGUUUUUGUAAAACCAUUGACGGCGGGUUCAUUCCAGUCAUUUGUGGGUGGCAAGUCGGUGUCAGAAGUUAAUCGACAUGGAAAAUAUUUUUGGGUCCGGUUUGACAAAUCACCAGCAGUGCUGCUUCUUCAUUUUGGAAUGACAGGUUGGAUCAAUGUUAAGGGAGUCAAGACCCACUUUAUUGUCAUGGAGAACGGUGGAGACAAGAAAGCCCGUGAAAAGCUUAAACAGCAGACCAAAACAGAACCCGACGCUAUUGUCGAAGUUGAGUCCAAAGAGGUUUCUAAAGACUCAGUUUCAAAUUCUGGGUCGACGUUGACCACUGUAGGAUAUGUAAAAGACCCAGAUAUGGUGUGGCCACCGAAAUUCACGAAGUUCAUAGUCACAGCGGACGACGAUACCGAGAUCGCCUUCACUGACCCGCGACGUCUGGGCCGUGUGAGACUGAUCGAGGACGCAGCUACCGACCAAGACCUGUUUAAACUUGAGCCAUUGAGCAAACUGGGCAUUGACUUCUCAAAAACCGACGGUAGAUGGACCAAAGACACGUUUAUAACCCAGGUGUCGAACCGCAAGGUGCCUAUCAAGUCACUCAUCAUGGACCAGGCACUGUUUUCAGGGGUCGGAAACUGGAUAGCGUAUGUGAGGGACUGUGCCUCCGGCGGCUGGGCUCCGCCCAGACCCGUUGUGCUUGAUUUUUGA